Molecule: messenger RNA, 672 nt
Organism: Kluyveromyces marxianus DMKU3-1042
Lineage: Eukaryota; Fungi; Ascomycota; Saccharomycetes; Saccharomycetales; Saccharomycetaceae
Product: haloacid dehalogenase superfamily protein
Exons: 1
Coding region: 1-672 (223 amino acids)
Molecular function (GO): phosphatase activity
Source: RefSeq, a predicted model, not a curated record
AUGGAUGGUUUACUUAUCAAUACGGAAGAUAUGUACACAAUAGCUGUGAACAACAUAUUGGCAUUAUAUGGGAAAGGAACUCUUAAAUGGGAUUUGAAGAUUCAACUUCAAGGGUUACCAGGUCCAGAUGCUAGUCGCAAAGUUAUAGAUUAUUAUAACCUACCAUUAACAUUUGAAGAAUUCGAUAAAUUGAACAGGAAAUUCCAAGCUGAAUUGUGGCCUACAAGUGAAUUUAUGCCUGGAACUGCUGAGCUCAUUGCUUAUCUUAAGUCAAAAAGUAUUCCAAUUGCUGUUUGCACUUCUUCUACCAGCGACAAAUUCCAUUCGAAGACUUCUCAUUUAGCCGAAGCCUUUAAGAAAUUUGAUGUGAUUAUUACAGGUGAUGAUUCUAGAAUUCCACCUGGAAGAGGUAAACCAUUCCCAGAUAUUUGGAAUCUAGGUUUGAAAGAACUGAAUGCUAAAUUUAAUAGUCAUAUCACACCCGAAGAAUGUCUUGUAUUCGAAGAUGGUAUCCCUGGCGUUCGCGCUGGCAAGGCGUUUGGGGCAUAUGUCAUUUGGAUUCCUCAUGUAGAAGCUGUUCCUUUUAUUAGCGAUCCUUCUGGAAUUCUUGAAGGUAAAGGUGAAAUAUUGAGUUCUAUGACAGAAUUUGAACCAUCAAAAUUUGGUUUAUAG